AUGAGGCCCCAUGUGCCUUAUCUCCCUCUCCUUCUGACCUCCACCUCCCUGGUUCAGGGUGCUGUGCUCCCUCGCCAAAAUGAGGCCAAUCCAUCCGCCUCCUUCAACCUCGCCGAUGGCUUCCUCAACCUCUUCGGCCGCGUCCGCGGCGGCAACGGCCAAACCGUCACGGUGACCGUGACUGCACCCGCCUCAACCGUUACUGUCUUCCCCGACAACGCCAACGGCGCUAUCGGCACGGCAACAGACAUCUCCGUUUCCGCCACGGCCAUUCCUGGCGGCGUCCCCGUCGUCAUUCCGACUGGCGGUGUCGGGGUUAUCUUGAUUCCUCUCCCCUCGGAUGCCAUCCGGACCAGCCUCGUGCAGAAUCCCCCAGCAACGACGACGUCAGAGACAGUCAUUUCCGCGACGGAGACUUCGACUGAUACCUUGGCUACGUCGACCGACACGGCUGUCACCUCUAGCGAAGGCAGCACGCUCGCUCCCCUCCCUACCGACACCACCGCCACCGUGACAGACUCAGCCACCAGCCUGCAACCGCUGCCGACGGAAACUACCACAUCCGAAACCGACAGCUCGACCCUCACCUCCACUACUGAAUCGGCAACAACACCCACCGAAACCCCAACCUCCCCGCCCAUCGUCGAAGCCCCUGUCUCCGAAACGACUUCCCUUUCCAGCACCUCAACUUUGGAGCCCCUCCCCGGCGGCGGCAGCUCCCUGACUACCACCAUCGCAGUCGACAGCACCUCUACCGCGAACCUCGCCGUCCCGACGGCGAUUCUCAACCCCGGUGGGGCGUUCGGCGGCGUGGUGGGGUUAAUCCCGAGCCAGUCUGCCGGAACACCGGUGGCUAAGGCGCCCGCGAGCGCGACGACGCCGGCAAUUGCCAAUGGAGGCGUGGCAGCGCCGGUGCCGACAAUUGAUGUGAGCACGCUGACGCUGUCAAGCCAGUUGAAUUUGGGGAAUUUGGUCCAGCCUACCGCGAGUCCAGCUGCGUGA
This is a messenger RNA of Thermochaetoides thermophila DSM 1495, 1002 nucleotides long. RefSeq lists its product as uncharacterized. The record is from RefSeq and is a predicted model, not a curated record. Bases 1 to 1002 code for a protein of 333 amino acids. The transcript is spliced from 2 exons. NCBI's taxonomy places the organism in Eukaryota, Fungi, Ascomycota, Sordariomycetes, Sordariales, Chaetomiaceae.